Molecule: messenger RNA, 837 nt
Organism: Helianthus annuus (common sunflower)
Lineage: Eukaryota; Viridiplantae; Streptophyta; Magnoliopsida; Asterales; Asteraceae
Exons: 2
Coding region: 1-837 (278 amino acids)
Source: RefSeq, a predicted model, not a curated record
AUGGCUAACAAUAUGAAGGAAGCCGGAAGAACAAUAUAUGGCGAAAAGGUCAAAAGACAGGAAGCUCAUGAAAAAUUCUGGUCAAAGAGCACAUCAAUUAUUAAGAGAUUCCCUGACGGGAAUUCGGUUGUUUAUGUCAACACUGUUACCCACCUUUUCUACGCGGACGACGCUCUUAUUUUAGGAGAGUGGUCUCGCGAGAAUCUUCAGAGCACCGCCCGGAUUCUUCGUGUUUUUUACUUAUGCUCGGGUCUCAGGAUUAACCUUCACAAGUCUAACUUGUAUGGAGUUGGUACCCAAGACAAUGAAGUUGAUAACAUGAUGGAGGUGUUGGGGUGUAGACGAGGUGCUUUUCCGUUUGUUUAUCUAGGGAUUAAAGUGGGAGCUAAAAUGUCUCGUAUAAAUAAUUGGAACACGGUGAUUGAUGUUGUUAAGGCUCGGCUUGUGUCAUGGAAAGCGAAAAAUUUAUCUAUAGGGGGUCGAUUGAUUCUUAUAAAAUCGGUUCUUGAAAACUUACCGAUUUAUUAUUUUUCUCUCUAUAAAUCCCCGGUUGCGGUUAUUGAUAGUAUCGAAGCUAUUAUGAGACGUUUUUUAUGGGCGGGUUCUAACGAAGAAAAAAAGAUACCUUGGGUGGCUUGGGAUGUGAUAACAAGACCGAAGGAUGAGGGUGGAUUAGGUGUGAAUAAAAUUCAAGAUAUUAACGACGCUCUUCUUCUUAAAUGGGCGUGGCGAUUCAAAAAAGAGAGUAAUUGUUUGUGGAAAAGGGUAGUGAUGGGCUGUCAUGGUUCAAGUCGGUUGUGGUCCAUGCUUCCAUGUUCUUUAUCGGCUAGUGGAUAG